ACGGUAUUUGAUACAAAAGCACGGUAUGUACCAGUAGCCUGGCGAUCUGAAAGAUCCACUACUGCCGCUAGUGGGGCCUUUCCGCAGAGCCGCAACCCUUUCCAUCCCAAAUAUUCCACCGACCACCGAAUUGGUCGCCACAACCCAAUUGCACGAAACCGGCGCUUACGAGGCGUUCAUCUUAUCGAAUGCAUGCAGCCGCAUGGGGAGCCCUUCGAACGACUCGAAGACCCCAAUUAUGGCGCACCUGCCGCGUCAUAGCUGGCGUUCGUCGACCUCUGCCGUCGAGAAAUUUCCACAGAUCGGCCAUUGCCUACCGGAUACCUGAUGACCCUGCAGAUCCGAAGACGGGCGCGGAAAAUGGAAGCCCUAAUAAUACGGCGGAGGAGGAGUCGAAUGCAGCGCCUGGAGAGCCUGCGCCGAGUGAGCCUGUGGCGAAAACGGAUAUGGCGACGAGCGGACAACGGACGAAACGAGGCGAUUAUGGGUCUGCGGCGCGACGAGCGAACAGAAAUGUACGAGUAAAGGAGGUUCCCCCUAUGGUGCUGCCGGAUUGGUUUUUGGACCACAACCUAAGACCCAGUGGGGCGAACGACAAUGUGGAGCGGAUAUUAUUGUUGGAGGACAGAACCGCCCCUGAAAAAGAGCAGGAGCCUGUCGAACCGGCGACUAUAAAGACUGGCGAUGAGCCAGCUCCCAAACCGGAGGAACAUGCCGCGGAUUCUGCUUUGGGCCCGAACCAAAAAGUUCGUUAUAGCAUGAAGAACAUUGUCUUUCAGGAACUACAGUCAAACAUUGAAGCUAUAUUAUCGAUACGGCCGCCCAAAGGAGUCGACCCCAAGGAGAUAAUUAGGCCUGAUAUUCUUCUCCAGUGUCCGCAGCGUGAUGCAAGCGGGUUUAUGAACCAGGUUGUCGAUACCGUUGCGUUUAAGUUGAACGCUGACGUGGUGAGGCUGGACCCGGAUGAUAUUGCACAAAUAGUCGGAGAGUACAUGGGAGAGAACCUAGCGUGGACCCCAUGCACAACCUCUCUACUUGGAUAUGAGCUGGACAAAGUUGGUCGAUACGAGGAGGAGAUGAAUAGGACAGAAGAAGAAGAAGAUUUGGAAAUGGACGAGGGGGAGGAUCCCCAAAAACCAGACUUGCCUAGCCUUUCGGCAUUGACUUCAGCCUUGAAAGCUGGCAGUUCAAAACUUCGCGGUCUCACUAUCAUACCCAGUGCUGGUACCCAAAGGUCGCUAUCAAAGCCAAUGUCAUUCGACGAGCUCUUCGGCCAAGGACCCAAUCAAAGCCCAACCCGGUCUACUUCAUCUUCGGAGAGUUGGUCUAAUUUUAAGCUCACUGCUGCGUUGGAAGCGCUUGUUGAUGCUUCAUAUAACAAUGCGGCUAAGUCAGCAGCCGCAGCAUCUACGGCGGAUCCCAGCAGCACAGAAACUCCUUCACCAAAGCCUACUAUCAUCCAAAUCAACCAGUACAAGGAGAUGGGCAAAAUCGAUGCCGGCAUUAACAUCCUCAAGAUGCUGCGCGACAUCGUUAAGAAGAGGUGGCUGGAAGGAAGGCAUAUUGCCAUUGUCGGAACCACGACAGCAGGAGACCCAGUCCCCGCGACCACUCUCGACUCCAUAGUCCAGCUCCAAUCCGACGUUGUUUUCGGCGACCAACGGACCAUAAUGGUAACCCCAGCAAAGACCCAGGACAUGGAAGCCCUAAAAAUUGACGAAAAACACCGCAAUCGCCGUGUGAAUAUUCGUCACCUGAAGGAUAUGGUUUCCAAGUUAUCCAAUGGAGAAGCUGCAGCAUUGAUAGACAACAUCCUCGAAAUUUUCCUAUCAACACGCAACGUUGCCCCUCCCUCAGAACCCCAAGUAUGGAGCGACCUACACACCAAAAUGGUAGAAGAUCUGGAAGAGUCCAUCUGGCCAUACCCCCGCGUCCACCGCCUCGCAACAGUCAUGAUCGGAUCCGCAUCCAUCGACCACACCCACGCCUGCAACUCCUCCCUCAUCGCCGCCUACGACAUAAUCGCUGCUAGCGACGAAGAGAAAGCGCUCUGGAUGAAGAAAGACGAUCGGAAAAAGUCGUCAUCUACCACCGCAUCAUCAUUCAAAGACACCCUCGCCGACCAAAAACGCAAACAGAUCAAGGUAAACGCCACGCUGCGCGAGAAGAAACUCCUCGGCGGAGUCGUGCACCCCGAAAACAUCAAAGUCACAUUCUCCGACGUCCGCGCCCCGGCAGACACCAUCGACGCCCUCAAGACUCUCACGAGCCUCUCCCUCGUCCGGCCAGAGGCAUUCUCCUACGGCGUCCUCGCUAAAGACAAGAUCCCCGGAGUCCUCCUCUACGGUCCCCCCGGUACGGGCAAAACGAUGCUUGCCAAAGCCCUCGCCAAGGAAAGCGAUACCACAGUCCUCGAAGUGAGCGGGUCGGAGAUCUACGACAAGUACGUCGGCGAGGGCGAGAAGAACGUUAAAGCCGUCUUCUCGCUCGCCAAGAAACUGGCGCCCUGCAUCGUCUUCAUCGACGAGGCGGAUGCGAUCUUCGGCGACCGAGGAGCAGGGAGCCAGCGCGCGAGUCAUCGCGAGAUCAUCAAUGAAUUCCUCCGCGAAUGGGACGGGAUGAACGAUCUCUCCGCUUUCAUUAUGGUCGCUACGAAUCGGCCGUUUGAUCUUGAUGAGGCGAUUCUGAGACGGCUGCCGAGACGGCUGUUGAUUGAUCUACCUGUUGAGGUAGAUAGGGAGGCGAUACUGAAGAUUCAUCUCCAGGGAGAGGAUUUGGAGGAUGAGGUGGAUUUAGCGGCGCUGGCGGCAAAUACGCCGUUUUACUCUGGCUCGGACCUCAAGAACCUCAGCGUCGCCGCGGCGUUGGCGUGCGUGCGCGAGGAAACCGCUACUGCAACAGCAUGCGCCGCCUCCUCCGCCGCGACAGGGGAAGACGUCUCUGCACUGUCGAAGAACUUGUCGUACCCCGCUAAGCGGACGAUCGGGAAGAGACAUUUCGACAUCGCGAUCCAGGAGAUUUCAGCGAGUGUUAGCGAGGACAUGGCGACUCUUGCUGCGAUUAGGAAGUUUGAUGAGAGGUAUGGAGAUCGCAAGGGACGGAAGAAGAAGACUGCGAUGGGAUUUGGGAGGGAGAAGGAGGGGGUGGAUGAGGAGGGUGCGAGGGUUAGGCAGAGGGAGGUGGGGAAGGGAGUGGGUGUUUGAGUGGUUUUGCGUUUUGAUGCGGGGGUUGACGUGAUUGGGGAAGGGGCGUAUUAUAUGUGUAUUAUAUGUGUAUUAUAUUGGGGAGGGUUGUGGAUAUGUAGAGAUGGGAAGAGGGAGGCAUUUACCGGGAGUUUUUAAGAUUGUUAGAAUUUAGAAUAUUUAGUGGUAGAGGUGGAGUUGGAGAAUACGAUAUCAGGUAUGAGUACACGCGCGCUGUCCAAAAGUGUGAAGUGAAUGGAGACUGCAUAACAACAGUAUCUAUCUAUAGUAAAAGUGUCCAUUCACAAUCACCUAGGGCUACAACGAAUAAGACAGUUUACCCAGGAAUAGAGCUAGAAAAUCCUAUCAGCGUAAAUUACUACCACCAUUCCUCAGCCACAAGCAGUUCGCCUCCCGACUUUUGGGCAGCACAAGUAUUAGACAAUA
Molecule: messenger RNA, 3629 nt
Organism: Pseudogymnoascus destructans
Lineage: Eukaryota; Fungi; Ascomycota; Leotiomycetes; Thelebolales; Thelebolaceae
Exons: 1
Coding region: 189-3203 (1004 amino acids)
Cellular component (GO): mitochondrial outer membrane
Molecular function (GO): ATP hydrolysis activity; ATP binding
Source: RefSeq, a predicted model, not a curated record